Messenger RNA from Serinus canaria (Common canary), 6354 nucleotides. It is a transcript of the gene WIPF1, whose product is annotated as WAS/WASL interacting protein family member 1. The record is from RefSeq and is a predicted model, not a curated record. NCBI's taxonomy places the organism in Eukaryota, Metazoa, Chordata, Aves, Passeriformes, Fringillidae. Bases 281 to 1783 code for a protein of 500 amino acids. Gene Ontology annotation, molecular function: actin binding. The transcript has 9 exons.
AACGUAAGCAAAGCGAGUCUAGCAAGGUGCGGUGAGGAAGUGUGUGUCACAUGCUCCCCCACAGGAAACGAGACUGGAGCUGCUGGGGAAGUUCAGAACUGGGUGACCUCCAACAGAUUCAAAUAGCACAGGAUUGUGCAUCCUGGGAAAUGUUAUUGCCAUUUAACUAACUUCAGAAAGUGUGUUCUGGACUGAAUUGACCAGACCUCCCAUUCUAUGCAAGCAUCUCCUGCUGUGACCAGGUUUCUUAGCAAAAGCAGACAGAGCUCAGCCUUCCACCAUGCCUGUGCCUCCCCCUCCAGCUCCCCCUCCACCCCCAACACUGGCCUUGGCAAAUACUGAAAAGCCAUCCCUAAGCAGGUCAGAACAGGCAGGGCGAAAUGCUCUAUUAUCUGAUAUUACCAAAGGAAAAAAGCUCAAGAAGACUGUUACUAAUGACAGAAGUGCUCCAAUUCUUGACAAACCCAAAGGAUCUGUUGGAGGUGGCGGCGGUGGCUUUGGAGGAGGUGGCAGUGGCAGCAGUGGGAGUUUUGGUGGUGGCAGUGGUGGCAGCUUCGGUGGCGGUGGACCACCUGGCCUGGGAGGCCUUUUUCAAGCAGGAAUGCCAAAGCUCAGAUGCACUGCAAGUCGAGAUGCUGACGCCGGGGGAGGCCGGCCGCCCGUCCUGCCGCCCGGAGGCCGCUCCGCCGCCGCCAAGCCCUUCUCCCCGCCGAGCGGCCCGCCGCGCUUCCCGGGGCCGCCCUCGGGGCCGCGCACCGCCGCCCCGGACCCGCAGAGGAGCCGCGUGCCACCGCCGAGGCCCGACGGCGGCUCGAAGCCCGAGGCGGCGCCGCCGCCGGUGCCCAGCACGCCCCGGCCCAUCGCCUCCAGCUUGCACAACCGGGGCUCGCCGCCGGUGCCGGGGCUGAGCCGGCAGCCCAGCUUGGGGCCCUCGCCUCCGCCCUUCCCGGGCAGCCGGGCCGCGGGGUCGGCCGCGCCCCUCCGGCAGCCGGGCCCCGGCGCGCCGUCCCCCUUCUCGGGCCGGCCGCCGCUGCCGCCCACCCCGGGCCGGCCGGCCGAGGACAAACCGCCGCCCCCGCCGCCGCCCCCCGCCGGGCACCGGCCGCCCGCCGCCCGCGAGGCGUCUCUGCCGCCGCCGCCGCCGCAGAACAGCAAACCGCCCGUGCCCGCCGCCCCCCGGCCCGCCCUCGGCGCCCCGGCGCCCCCGCUGCCCCCCGGCAGGCCGGGGCCGCCCCCGGUCCCGCCCGUCCCCGCCGGCGGCGACGAGAUGCCGCGGCUGCCGCAGAGGAACAUCUCGCUGGGGUCGUGCCCGGCGCCCGGCGGGGGCCGCUCCGGACCGCUGCCCCCGCCGCCCGGAGAGAGACCGCCGCCGCCCGUCAGAGACCCGCCCGGCCGCUCAGGCCCGCUCCCACCGCCUCCUCCCAUAAGCAGGAAUGGAAGCACCUCGAGGGCUUUGCCCAGCACUCCGCAGCUGCCCUCCCGGGCAGGGCUGGACAGCCAGAGGGGCGGGCCACGACCGCCGCUUCCCCCCGACCGGCCCGGCUCGGCAGCGCCGCCGCCGCCACCGCCACCUUCGGCGGCUGUCAGAAACGGCUUCCAGGAUCCAGGUGAUGAUGAAUGGGAAAGCAGAUUUUCUUUUCAUCCGAUAUCUGAUUUGCCACCUCCAGAGCCAUAUGUACCCAUGAACAGAAGUUAUCCCAGUAAACUAGCAAGAAAUGACAGUAGAGGUGGUUCUGUCCGAAAAGAAAGAGGUGCCCCCCCGCUCCCGCCUAUACCGAGGUGAAAUGGAUUCUGGCCCAUCUUUGGGUGACAUCUGUUCUCAAGUUUCCUUCGAGUCAGCUCUCCUGUCCACAUGACUGGAAAGCUGUCUGCUGUGAUUGAUUUCCACUUUUGGCUUCUCAGCUGGAACAAACUUCAGUCUCUAUUACACAAGUAAUAGAUGUGGCUUAUGAACUAUAGCUGCUCAAAGCUCUGAAUUUUAUUCGCUUAAACUGCAGGCAUUUUGUGGACCCGACCGAACGUAUGUGCAUCAUGCUUACCAUGUCCAACCCCGUCCCCUGGAGAGCUCCGUGGGAGGUCUGGCUUUGAGUUUGAUAGAGCUUGAACAAAGCUGUUUCAUUCACUUUGGGUACAGUAGCUGUAUUAUUUUAAUGAUAAAGUAUUUGAUGUUUAAAAAACAGUUGCUGGGUAAAAAGUGUAGCCAAGAGUCCCCUGGAUCCUUCUUUGCAUGCCUGACUCAGCCUAUCUGCUUUUGCAAGCCAUAGACCUACUACAUGGUGACAAAGGGUUCAUCUUUAACUUUUUUACUUCAGCUUAGUCAAGCAAAUCCUAAACAAUGCACAGCACAUCCUGCCUCAAUGAUGGAGUAUCCCUGGCCUUGUUUUUAUCUGCAGAGAAUCUUCCGAAGAAAAGCACAAAUGAAGAAUUCAUCAGCAUAAAUGUAUAUAUUUUUUUAACCCUCUUUCCUCUUUUUUUAAUAGUGUUAUGUGUUCUGUGACCUAAUUCUGUCCUACUCUUAUGUGGACCAACCCACAUCAUGUCAUCCGUGCCUUGGAUUGCUGUAAUGCCCUCUGCCUGGUAGUGCAUGUGAAGAGUCCUCAGAAGGCAGUCUGAGUGCAAACACAGCAAUUUUUGGAGUUGCAGGCUCCUCCUGUGAAGCAUCACUAAUGCCAGUGCUCCACAGACUGCUAUCCAGUUGUUUCUUUGGUACAACUAAAUGAUGGAGUUUGAUGUUCCUCAGUGAAAGCCCUUUGAUGUUGUGAGGGUGGUCCAUGGUUUGUACAUUCAAGUGGGAGCAUCCAGAAUUUGCUGUCUGCACUGGUUCAAGAGAAAUGGAAAGAUUUGGCUAUGAAGCUUGUCCUUUCAAACUUUGCUGAAAGGAGUCUCUACAGAGAGCUGCAAGGCUUAUGAGAGAAGAAAGAGUAAAGUAUUCUAACAUUGUGGCAAGUGGUUAAUAUGUUUAGUGGCUUUUGAGUUUUGUGUGUGAGAAAAGAGCUCAUUGUAUGAGUGAAUUUUACAAGUGGGUUUAAGUGCGUAUAAAGUGCCUUUGGAAAUUAGAGGAAGAUUAUAAUUCUGGAUUUGAAAUAUUGGGGAAUGAUAGUUCUUUGUUAAUUGGACCUCUGAAAAAUAUCCUCUCAGUCUCAUCAGCAGCAUGUUUCUUCAGUGUUUUCCUUGGGAUCCCUACCAAGCCUGUAUCAGCAGCUGUGCUUCACAGGGUGUUGCUCAAAAAAACCCAAAAUAAAACAUAGAAACUAGUCAUGUAGGUUAAGAAAAUGUUUCUCUAGCAUGGGAGAUAUCAUCCUAAGUACACUCUGCGGCUAGAAUGAGGUCAGUCCUUGAAAAUCUAGGGAAUUUAGCCAAAGAGAGUCUGGACCCUGCUGAAGUGUCUGUGAAUAGGGCUUUUUGCUCUGUCUGUGAGCAGGGGGGCAGAUCCACUUUCUGCCUGCAGCCUGGACAUAGCAUUGAAGGGGAUGAGACUAGAGUUGGAUUUGGCCAGAUCAAAUUUAAUUUGGUCUUUUCAGUGUUUGUUUACAAAAUCUUGUGAGCUGUGACAGCAUUGAUUAUGUACUUGUUUUUUACAUUUUUGUAUCUAAUUACCUAUUUUUGGUCACUGUUUAUGGUCUUGAACCUGCAAUGAAAUGCGCAGGCGCAGGGAUGUAGCUACAUCCAGUUGCAGGAUCCUGGCUGUAAGAGUUCCUUAAACAGAUACUGGUGGGACCUCCAUGUGACAGGUGCACCUUGGGAUCAAACCUGGCACAAGGCUGAAUUUGUAUAGGUAUUUUAUGGAUGUCAUUUAAAGUGCCUGUCUCUUUGGGAUAUUAUUUUGUGAAUAGAAGUCUCCAAAUAAGAUUUUUAGGCUAAUAACUUAAAGGAUAAAUUAUUGUAUUCAUAUUUUAAAACAGAAGCACUUAAUACCUUUCUAAGAAACAGUAGUUUGAAUUUAAGAAUACAAUAUUUUCAGUACCUUGACUUGCCAAAUUUUUGUUAAUAUCCAAAUAGCUAUGUAGCCAAAAAAAAACCCCAACCCUCCAGAAAUAAUAUUUUUUUAUAACUUACCUGCUUCCAACAUAAUGGUUUUACUUUGGUAAGUCAAUGAAAAUGCUGCCCAGUGUUCUUCCAAUACUCUGUGUAAUUCAAAAUAUCCUGUACUUGAUCGUUUCAGCAAGGUUUUCUGACCAGAAAUCUGGACCACUACCAAAGACUUGGAAAACCAGCUUCAGUUUCACUUUAAAAUGUGCUGUGUAAAAGGCCCCCAGUUAACAAGCCAAGAGUCCUGAGCUGCUUAGGUUUUAGAAAUUAUUUUUUACUCUAGAAAACUCUUCAGAAUAGAUGUUUGGCUUAGAUGUAAAAUAGCUUAAUACUGCAGAAAGGGGCAUUUUUUUCACAUAACAACAGCAUUUCCAUUUCUGUGUUUUGCUGUAAAAGUCCCUAGAUAUAUUCCAGAACAAUGCAGCAUUUUAUCAUUCAAUAUAUUGCUUCAUGUAGCAGUAGCUAUUUACAAUAUGAUCAGUAUUAAAGUAUUUAUUUCACUAUGAAGUGUUAAAAAAGAAUAAUACAAAACAGGUUGAAUCAAUGGUGCCUUAUGAAUUUUUUAGUCAAUUUUUCUGUGUCUCAGUAGAAGAAUUAAUAGACAUUGCUCUUCCAGGUCCUACCUAAAUAGUGCCGACAGUAGCAUUUAACAGUGUGAGCCAAACCCUGCUGUUGGUGUGUGCUCCAACUGCUAACUCCAGGUGGAGCUCAGUGUAUGGAGAGGCCACUGGAUCAGUGUGUAGGUGAGGUGGAUGUGGGCACUGGUUGGCUUCACAGUCAGUUGCUGGUAUUGCUUUCAAAAUUCAAACCUGUCCCAAAACCAGUGUCUGAUGCUGCUGUCCACACAGCCCAGCUGACUUCAGUCAGUGUGGUUGCAUAGGUUACAGAAGUAAAUUUCAUUCAUUGCUUGCAUAUAAGAUUUGCUGGGUUUGUUUCAUGGCAUUGUAUUAUAAACCCUCACGCCUCAACCUGUCUUCUUACAUUACCACUGAGGCUUGCACUGCGUGACAAUGACCACGGAUGUUUGUUUUUGUUUCAUUCAACUCCAUAAAUAAAAUGAGAAUAACUUUUGUACCAUGUAAAAAUAAUUUCUGCUCUAUAUUUUUGGAAGAAAAGCACGUGCUUUGUUUGUUAUGACUUUCUGCACCAGCCAUUGGGAGAAGAGGUCGCAGUGAUGAAUGUUCAGAUCUGUUAAAGGAAACUCAGCUUGUGAUUCAGGAAGUGUAUAGUUCUACAAAUGAAAUAAAUAACAUGGCAAAGUUCUUGUUUAAAAGCCAGCAUUUCCCAGCACUAAAAGAAUCAUAAGGGUUGUGUUUUCUUUUCUGCAAGACAGCACUGUGAAAGAAGUUCCUUAUAUUGUCAGUUAAAAAACUGGGCAGUAGCUUCUCCUUGCAGCAUCAGCUGUUUGCAUGACACUUGUAGAAGAUCUGUCUUGGAGCAAGGGAGAAAGGAGCUAAACUGCUAUCAUGCAUUGCAUGUAUUGUAACACAACAGUCUUCUGUACAGAAGUAUGGAAAUAGGAAAGGUACUUUUUUUGCCUUGGAGGUAAAGAAUGGAAUUGAGUGAUCAAAGAGAUUUUUUUAAGUACUAGAGUAAAAAAUAGGGUAUAAAAUGUGCACUUUGGAGUUCCACGUGGCAGUGGCGUGAGCACCUUCGUCUCACAGCGAGGUGCAACGACCUGAUACAGCGGUACAUUGAAUCCAUGGAACACAGAUUGUGUGAGCCUUCAUGUUUCCAACAGUAUUCAUUAGAAAAUAAGGAGAAUCUCUCACCCAAGAUAUCCAGGAGCACUUUAAGGGCACAUUCAUGGAAUGGUUCUUCAUGUACACUGGAAGAAAACAGGGAUCUUGUAGCCUGUAAGAUGGAUGUUUGGAGCAUUCAGUUAAAAUCUAAACUGGAGCAUUGGCAAAGAGGGGAGUAUUGGACUAACUCAGGCAGAAGCAGGGCAUGUAUGGUCUCAGUGAGUAUGCAGCAGGUGGGUAUGCAGAUGUAAAAAGCAAAAGUGGAAGCAGCAUGUCUUAAGGGAGUAACCUUUUAUGUAUGUGGCCAUUUUGAAAUAGUUUGUCUGUGGUAAAUAUUUCUUAGUGUAAACUAAUGCAUGCAGAGGAAGACAUCUAAAUUUGGACUUCCAAAGCCACUAUCUAAAGAGGGCUAUCUAAAACAUAAAACAGGCCGAGCAAAAAGUAACAUUUCUAUCAGAUGCUUAAAGUUUGAGCUUUUUAUAAAAUAUUAAUCUAGUUCUGUGAAUUUUUUUGCUUAACAUUCAUUUUGUAAGUGAUUUUGGUAUUUUUCUGUCCUAUACCAAAUAAAUUUUACUUUUAUUUA